This is a messenger RNA of Octopus sinensis (East Asian common octopus), 1209 nucleotides long. RefSeq names its product cell death regulator Aven. The coding region runs from base 60 to 1079 and encodes 339 amino acids. Gene Ontology annotation, biological process: negative regulation of G2/M transition of mitotic cell cycle. NCBI's taxonomy places the organism in Eukaryota, Metazoa, Mollusca, Cephalopoda, Octopoda, Octopodidae. The transcript is spliced from 6 exons. The record is from RefSeq and is a predicted model, not a curated record.
GCCGUGAAUAGUGUUUCCUAUUUCUCAAAACAGAAGAGGGCCAUAGUGAUGUCGAAAACAUGAGGCCUGACCAGCACAAACAGAAAAAAAGUCAGCAAUAUAAAAAGAAACAUGGAAUUCCUACCAAAGGCAAAGAGCACAAAGAAAACAAAGGACAAGAACAUGGAACGAAGAAAACGGAAUCACACUUGAAUCAUCAGAAAGAAGAUUUUACAGAUGUGAGUGAUUCUGAAGAACUUGACAGUGUUUCUAAGCCUUUAUUUCGACGGAGAAAACUUGCCAGUAAUUGGGAUCGUUAUGCUCCUUUACCACCAGAAGAUGAAGAUGAUGUGAAACCUCAGCAGAUUGGUGUUGACUUUGUAAGCUUGCUCAGUCAAACAGCUGAUUCUUUGUCACAGUUUCGAUUUAAAGAUGAAAAAGAAUGGGAAGAUGAGAAAUCAAUUAAUUCAAGUGUUGUUGCCUUAAAUUGUGAAAAGCUUGCAGAAAGCCUUCAGUGCAUACCACUCCAUGAGCGGCUUGCUCUUCCUGUUUCAUUAUUCAGUCCAGAUCAGAUUGAUGCUUUCUGUACUGCAGCAGCUGCCGAGGAAGCCAAAUAUGUGCCAGAUUCUGGCAGUACCAUACUUCAAGAGUCACUGCCUGUAUUUAGUCAUAAAACAAUUGAGACUAUAUUAUCAACUGGAUUUCAGGUUCCUGAAACUGAUGAGAAAUGGCACAUUGAUCUGAAACAUUGUAUUGAAACCACAGGGGAAACAGAUCUAAAUGAGAAUCAAGAUAAAUCUGCAAAUAUAGUCGAACCAAAACAAACUUCUAAUGAGAAUGACUGUAAAACUUCUGACAUUGUUCUAACGCAGUGUGAGACUGAAGUUGAUGCACUUUUAUCAAUGGGCAGUUCGAAAACAGAUGUAAAUAUGGGCAAUCAGCAAUUAAUGCAGAAUGAUACAUCCUGUAAACAAUCCAAGGAUGAAGAAUUAGCACAGAUUAACGGCCCAGAAACUUUACCUAAGAAAACGGAAAAGCAAUAUGUUAGUGCUGCAACAUCUUCAUUGGAAGAUUGGCUCGACAGUGUACUGGAUGAUUAGCUAUGUGUUUUUGUUGCUGUUGACUUGAAAAAAAUACUCAGAAUAAAAGACAUAUCUAUUGAUAGCAGAUUUCAUUAGAAGAUAUCACUAAUAUGCUGACUCAAUUCUUUUCACUGGUACCAAAAAGAAA